This is a messenger RNA of Sclerotinia trifoliorum, 833 nucleotides long. NCBI's taxonomy places the organism in Eukaryota, Fungi, Ascomycota, Leotiomycetes, Helotiales, Sclerotiniaceae. The record is from the annotation of a GenBank genome assembly.
UUGCCCAAUCUCUAAUAACAAUUAAAUACCCACUUCCCUUUCCAUCUUCACUGUCCCAGCAAAUCUAAAACCGGGGCAUUUCUCCGUCCACCCAUUCAUCAUCAUCAAUUUCCGAUUCAAGCCACAUACGAAAGAAAGCUUGCAGGCGCUGAAACGUGGAGCUCGUGGAGUUCGAACUUCGAACCAUGAAAUUGGAAGAAAGGACCAACUCAAGGUGAUGGCUGUCUACGUACUCUGUCCUUGCUGCCGUAACGAUUAUCUGGUCUUGUGAUCAAUGGUCAUGAUGAGAUAUACCGGUACAUCUAUCUUCUGCUUCGAGGUCAUUAUUAGUACUAUUGAUCCAAUAUCUAUCCAUCAGACGAACUGACUCAAUCGAUGUUUUGACAGCCUCGACCGGUUGUGCUCUCCGUACAAUAAAGCUUAAUUCUUGUGCUAAACGAGUCAGCCUCACUCUCAUCACACUCAAAUUCAAAUUCAUCAACUCAGUUUACGCAUCUCGAUUUGCCAUGAAUCAAGGCUUUAGUGUUCUGGAAAACAUAUACCUAUCAUAUGGGUUAAGGCCACAAGGUAGUACAUAUCAAAUGUGAGGGGAGACGAUUGUCUUGCUGGCCUGAGAUAUCCUUCACUCUGACUCAGAGCAGAACUCAGAUGUUAUCACAACUCUUUCCAGAUUGGGAAGAAUUCAAUCGGAUGUAUCAAUUGAUAGGACUUUGUGAAGAUGUUCUACUUCGCCUUGAUUUCAUGUUAGUAAUACAACAGCUUGAACGAUCUUCAUAACGUUGUCCUGCUGUUUCUAUUCUUAUAUAUUUACACGAGGCAUCAUAACGAUCCAA